AUGCGUUUUCUCAAUCUUAUUCUCCUUGGGACCAUACUGGUUGCUGGUGCUCACGGAGCUAGUUUGGCUGUAAAACCAUGUACGGAAGCUGACAAGCAGAUGACAUUCUCGUGUGCAAGGCGUCUCGUUGAUUUCUCUAAAAAGACUCGACACAUCGACAUUGAAAAUGAUGACGAGUUAGAAAAGUUCCAUAGAGGCUGUGAGGCCCUCAGCGACUGCUACGAAAAAAUCAAUCAUUGCCCGGAUAUACAAGAUAAUAAAGAAUCGUUCGAUGAAAUGAGCACUUGGUGCUCCCUUGUUAAGUUUGUCACUCAAGAUAUGGCAGAAUGUGAGAAAAAAGUGGACAAGAAGAAGAAUUUGGCAUGCUAUAAGGGUUGGAGUCCAUUUGAUAACUAUGUCGACAUGAAGAACGAGAAAAAUGUUCAGGAUGUGUGCAAAAACUUUUUUGGAAAUGGUAAUUGUCUUAAGAAGGUGAUCACUGAGGCCUGUGGUACAAGCGAUUGGGAGAAGCUGAAGAAUAAGCUAAUGUCCAUGACUGAUAAGACCAAGGAAUGCGACUUCAAAGGAAUUAUCUGA
This is a messenger RNA of Caenorhabditis briggsae, 576 nucleotides long. Lineage: Eukaryota; Metazoa; Nematoda; Chromadorea; Rhabditida; Rhabditidae. The record is from RefSeq and is a predicted model, not a curated record. The coding region runs from base 1 to 576 and encodes 191 amino acids. The transcript is spliced from 3 exons.